Messenger RNA from Talpa occidentalis (Iberian mole), 1476 nucleotides. RefSeq names its product serpin B8-like. Bases 93 to 1265 code for a protein of 390 amino acids. Gene Ontology annotation, molecular function: serine-type endopeptidase inhibitor activity. Gene Ontology annotation, cellular component: cytoplasm. NCBI's taxonomy places the organism in Eukaryota, Metazoa, Chordata, Mammalia, Eulipotyphla, Talpidae. The record is from RefSeq and is a predicted model, not a curated record. The transcript is spliced from 7 exons. Gene Ontology annotation, biological process: negative regulation of endopeptidase activity.
GUUUUGAUAACACCGUUGACUUUGACACACGCCCCCCAAGUACUAUCUUUUGCUAUGUUGAAAUUAAUAUUUUUUUUUUGUUGGCAAGAUCCAUGUCGGUUCAUGGCCCAACCUGCCCCAAAGCUGUAAGGCCUUUUCUCAUGGAUGACCUCUGCGAAGCAAAUGGCACUUUUGCCAUCAAAUUAUUUAACAUGUUGGGGGAAGAGAACCACUCAAGAAACAUGUUCUUCUCCCCGCUGAGCAUCUCCUCUGCCUUGGCCAUGGUCUUCAUGGGGGCCAAAGGCAACACUGCCACCCAGAUGUCCCAGGCCCUUUGCUUGGAUAAAGGCGGAGAUGUUCACCGGGGCUUUCAGUCUCUUCUCGCAGAAGUUAACAAAGCUGACGCUCAAUGUGUGCUCACGACCGCCAACAGACUCUUUGGAGAAAAGACCUGUGAUUUCCUUCCUGCUUUCAAGGACUCCUGCCUGGAGUUCUACCAUGCGGAGCUCGAGGAGCUGCCCUUUGCUGAGGACGCCGAGGGCUGCAGGAAACGCAUCAACGACUGGGUGGCCCAGAAGACAGAGGGUAAGAUUUCAGAGAUCCUGGGUGCUGGGACUGUCGACCCCCUGACUAAGCUGGUGCUCGUGAAUGCUAUUUAUUUCAAAGGAAAAUGGAACCAGCCAUUCGACAGAAAGCACACCAGGGGAAUGCCCUUUAAAACCAGCCAGGAGCAAAAGACAGUGCAGAUGAUGUUCAAGCAAGCGCAGUUUAACCUGGGGUACGUGGACGAGGUGCACGCUCAGGUCCUGGAGCUGCCCUACGCGGGGGAGGAGCUGAGCAUGGUCAUCCUGCUCCCCGAUGACGACACUGGUCUCCAUGAGGUGGAAAAAGCACUUACCUAUGAGAAGCUGAGCGACUGGACAGAUCCAGAGAAGAUGACCAAGGAUAAGGUUCAAGUUUUCCUUCCUCGACUAAAGCUGGAAGAGAGUUAUGACCUGGAGUCUGUUCUUCGGAGUUUAGGAAUGACGGAUGCUUUUGAGGAAGUCAGGGCAGACUUUUCUGGAAUGUCGACUAAGAAGAACGUGCCGGUGUCCAAGGUUGCACACAAGUGCUUUGUCGAGGUGAAUGAGGAGGGCACUGAGGCGGCCGCCACCACGGCCGUGGUCAGGAACACUCGGUGCUGCAAAAUGGAACCCAGAUUCUGCGCGGACCACCCCUUCCUUUUCUUCAUCAAGCACCACAAAACCAACAACAUUUUGUUCUGUGGCAGGUUCUCAUCUCCGUGAAGAGCUCAGGGCUGUCCACACGUCCCUUUCCCUCCCGUCUGCCCCCCUUGCCUUAACUCAGAUUCCAGGGGGCCCAGUUGGUUAUAGGGGCUGAUGGCCAAAAUAAAGUGUCUGCCCUUGGGGUGUUUGUGAGCAUUUUACUAAUUAUUCCACAGCCAUGGGGAACCAGGGAGGCUUCAGAUGCGUGAGGUUUGGGGUGCAGAGGGCGAGG